AUGGAUUCUGCAGGUAAAGUUCAUUGUGGAGUUAACCAUUCAUGCGAGAGGAGAGAGAAAAAGAAAGAACUACCCGAGCAGACUGACCCUCCGUCCAUUCCCGUUACUGACCUUUUUCCUUCUGGCGAGUUUCCUGAGGGUGAGAUUCAGCAAUAUAAAGACGAUAACUUAUGGAGGACUACAUCUGAAGAGAAGAGGGAGUUGGAGCGCCUCGAAAAACCAAUGUACAAUUCAGUUCGCCGAGCAACUGAAGUUCAUCGUCAGGUUCGGAAAUACAUCAAAAGUAUUCUGAAGCCUGGAAUGUUGAUGACUGACCUGUGUGAGACUUUGGAGAAUACAGUCCGUAAGCUAAUAUCAGAGAAUGGUCUGCAAGCUGGCAUUGCUUUCCCUACAGGGUGCUCUCUGAACUGGGUUGCUGCUCAUUGGACCCCAAAUUCAGGAGAUAAGACUGUGCUUCAGUAUGAUGAUGUGAUGAGGUUGGAUUUUGGAACUCAUAUCGAUGGUACUACCCUCUUCUAUGCCAUCCAUCUGGUGAAUAGUCGACUGUGCAUUUACAGUGGCAUUCAAUCCAACGUUUGA
Molecule: messenger RNA, 579 nt
Organism: Quercus robur (English oak)
Lineage: Eukaryota; Viridiplantae; Streptophyta; Magnoliopsida; Fagales; Fagaceae
Product: methionine aminopeptidase 2B-like
Exons: 6
Coding region: 1-579 (192 amino acids)
Source: RefSeq, a predicted model, not a curated record